AUGAGACAGGAAGCCAUUGCAACUGCACCCUCUGAGGCUCCGCAACCUGAAGAGGUUGCCAUUGUUGCGACGAACUCCACCUGGGACAUUCUCAUGCCGGGACCGACUCUCGGCCCGCCGGACCAGGGAAUGAAUGUUCCUUUUGCCGGGGUAAUUAGCUGGCCUGAGUCAUCGUCCAGCCAUCUGCUGGGACGAAAGUCUGAUAGAUCUGCACCCCAAAUGGUUGGAUCGAAGUGA
Molecule: messenger RNA, 237 nt
Organism: Monascus purpureus
Lineage: Eukaryota; Fungi; Ascomycota; Eurotiomycetes; Eurotiales; Aspergillaceae
Source: the annotation of a GenBank genome assembly